Dentiscutata erythropus is the source of this 942-nucleotide messenger RNA. The record is from the annotation of a GenBank genome assembly. NCBI's taxonomy places the organism in Eukaryota, Fungi, Glomeromycota, Glomeromycetes, Diversisporales, Gigasporaceae.
AUGUCGUUUCAAAAGCCUUUGGUAAUGGUCAGUGGAGCUACUGGUGCUCAAGGAGGAUCUGUCGCCAAUUCCCUCCUCGCAACAGGAAAAUAUAGAGUCCGUGCUCUUACACGUAACCCUGAAUCUGAUAAAGCAAAAGCCCUUGUUGCAAAGGGUGCCGAAGUUUUCAAGGCAGACCUUUCCAUUAAAGAAGAUGUCAAGAAUGCGCUUAAUGGCUCUGAUAUCGCAUAUAUUGUCACCAAUUUCUUUGAUCCGUCCAUUUACCCAAAUAACAUGGCUGAAGAAGAAAGACAAGGUAAAGUGAUUGCCGACGUCGCUAAAGAAGUUGGAUUGAAUUGGCUUAUUUAUAGUUCUCUUCCUGAUACCAUCGAGGGAUUCGAAGAACAUAAUUACAAUGUCGUACAUUUUUACGGUAAGAAACGCCAAUUUAUUAUAUGGUCUUUAUACGAUAUUAAUAUAUUCAAGUACAUAGAACUUUGGAUAUUCCGAACUCCGCAUUUAUCUACAAAAGAUGAUGGAACAUCUGAAUUUAUUGUUCCAUUGGUCAAAGAAGACACCACUAUUGAGAUUGUUGACUCUGAAACUGACACUGGCCCCGUUGUAGCCAAAAUUAUUGAAGAAGGGCCAGAAAAGUGGAAUGGAAAGAAAGUUCCUGUUACUUCGGAACGCAUUACUUUUGGAAAAAUUGCCGAAAUAUUGACUAAAGUUACUGGAAGACCAUUUAAGCUUCGCACUCCCAGUCGCGAAGAAACGAAAAAAGAAUUUCCCUUCUUGGAUAGUGAAGAAUUACUCGAUAUGAAUCGUUGGUUUAAUGAAUACGGUCUUUUUCGCUCUGACCCUGAAGUUUGUGACAUUUCCAUCACUAAAGUUUUACAUCCAAAUAUUACUACUUUUGAACAAUAUGCUUACAAAAAAUGGGUAAUAAGUAAUAACAACUUUUAA